Molecule: messenger RNA, 2477 nt
Organism: Beta vulgaris subsp. vulgaris (sugar beet)
Lineage: Eukaryota; Viridiplantae; Streptophyta; Magnoliopsida; Caryophyllales; Amaranthaceae
Exons: 10
Coding region: 244-2109 (621 amino acids)
Source: RefSeq, a predicted model, not a curated record
AUCUCAGAUUUGGCCCAAACUUUCUUCAUGUUUGACUUUUGGAAGCACUAAACGAAAUUACUUUUUGGCGCUCCAGAAAUUCUGAAAUAUCAUUGAAAUUAAUAUAAAUACAGGAUACUUUGGAGACUAUUGUAACAGCACAAUAAAUGCUAUAGAGUGGGGAAAAAUUCAAGAAGUUAAAAGAGUGCAACAAAGGCAAGGUCUUUCAGUCGUUUGAGACAAUUGCAGAUCCGAACUCUAUACAUGGGGAAAGUGAUUGAGUUGUAUGGUUCUUAUGGCUCUCAAAUGCCUGGAAAGGACUAUCGUUACAUGCAGCUUAAAGAUGGUGAACGUAUCACAAAAAUAAUAAUAAGGCAUAAUUGCAUUGUCGACGGAAUAGAGUUUGUCAUAGCUAUGCCACACGGGGAUACCACCUUUGAGAAGCUUGGUGGAAAUGGCGGCCACGAGUCUACGAUUGAAUUGCUUGAUGGUGAGUCCCUAACAAGAAUUACUGGGACAUAUGGAUAUUGUAAAGGUCUAAAGCAAGACACAAUUGCGUCUUUGAAGAUAUACACCAAUUUAUGUAAAGGUGGGUAUGGAACAUAUGGACAAUCAUGGGAAAUUGAACAUGAAUAUAAAUUUUCAUCACCGGACCUUAGUGAUAGCCUUAUUGUCGGAUUUUUUGGAACGUACAACAACUAUCUCUUGUCCAUUGGAGUUAUUUUGGAAAAGAAGCAAGUUACUGAAGUAAAUGGACCUUAUGGUUCUCAGUUGCCACAAAACUAUGAUAUGCAACUUGAAGAUGGUGAGUGUGUCAGAGAAGUUAUAAUAAGACAUGGGUUCGUUGUGGAUGCAAUCGGGUUCCUGAUUGCUAAGCUAGGUGGGGGUACCACAACUAAGAUUUUUGGUGGUGAUGGCGGAGAGGAAUCAAAGAUUGUACUUAAGGAUGGUGAGUACCUAACAAGAUUUAGUGGAAAACAUGGAUGCGACAAAGACUCCAAACAAUGCAUGGUUGCCAUGUUAAAGAUACACACCAAUAUAUGUCCUACGGGAUAUGGACCAUAUGGAUUAGGAAGAGAGGUUGAUAAUUUGAUUGAUUUUUCAUCUCCGCUCCCACCUGAAGGUCCUAUUGUCGGAAUUUUCGGAAGAUACAACAAUUAUCUGGAGUCUUUAGGAGUUGUGAGUAAGGGGCAAGUGAUUGAGUCGUAUGGGCCUUAUGGUCCUAAGUUGCAAAAAAACUAUUGCAUGCAACUUGAAGAUGGUGACCGUAUAAAAGAAGUAAGCAUAACGCAUGCACAGAUUAUAAAGGCAAUAGAGUUUGUGAUAGCUAAGCCAGGAGAGGAUGCCACUACUGUAAUAUUCGGAGACAAUGGCGAAGACAAAUCCAAGAUCGUACUCAAGGAUGUUGAGUUCUUAACAAGAAUUAGUGGUACAUAUGGAUACGAUAAAGAAAGAGAUAUAGAAUGUAUUGCCACACUCAAGAUACACACCAAUAUAUGUCCGGCAGGAUAUGGACCAUAUGGAUCAGGAUUGGACGAUGUUAAAACUGAAGUUGAUUUUUCAUCGCCACAUCUAAUUGAUGGUCCUAUUAUCGGAGUUUUUGGAAGAGCAAACACUGUUAUAGAGUCCAUUGGACUUCUCUACAAAAAGGGGCAAGUGAUCGAUUCGUACGGGCCGUAUGGUUCUCAGAUGCUUCAAAAUUAUCGCAUGCAGCUUAGAGGUGAUGAACGUAUCAGUGAAGUAAGAUUAACGCAUGGAUAUAUUGUGAACGCAAUUGGAUUUGUAAUAGAUAAGCCACAAGUGGGUUCCACUACUGUGAACUUUGGUGGCAAUGGGCAACAGGAAUCUAAGAUUAUAUUCAAGGCUCGUGAGUUCGUAACAAGAAUUAGUGGGACAUAUGGAUAUGAUGGAGAUCAAAAGCAAGUAGUUAUCGCCACAUUGAAGAUGCACACCAAUUUACGCCCGACAGGAUAUGGCCCAUAUGGAUUAGGAUCGAAUGUCAAUAAUAUACGUGAAUUUACAUCGCCGCUUCUAAAUGACGACCCUAUUGUUGGUGUUUUUGGAAGGCACUAUACUGGUAACCUCGAAUCUAUCGGAGUUCUCUUGAAAAAGGAUUUCCCAUCCUCUUAAUUAUGCUAGUUGAAGUGUAUGACUACUAAUAUCUUCCACCUUUCAAAUACCAAAAUGCAAUGGUGCGUAUGAUGAAUUAUUAAGGUGCUUUCGUGAUGGGCUAUAUCGAUGGAAUUGACUGCUUCUGACAAGCUAUAUAUGUAACAUGUGUACUAGGAGUGGCCUCUGAAGUGAGAUAUGUAAAUUGUAAUCACAUUCUUGACUUAGUAUUGCUUGUGUUGAUAAUGUUUGCAAGGUGUAUUAAUUACUAGUAGUGCUUUAUGCGUUAUGAUGUCAUGAAAACAAUGAAGUGGAGUUCUUGACUUCGAACUCCAUUUGUAAGGAAGUUCAUGAAAGGAACCACUAGUAGAAAAAUGAGGAUUUGCGUC